CUGGCCGUCUCUGCAGAACAGCCCGCAUUCUUCUUGAAUCCACUCAUCGAUAAGACUUCCACAGAGAAUUAUCUCCAACUUAGUGUUUGCACUCACUACAAAGAAGGAAAUGCAACGAAUAUGGCUGUUAUGGAAGUGGAACUGCCGUCAGGAUAUGUGGCCGAUGUGGAGGCACUGCCCAGUGUUACCCGGGCCAAGGAAAUCAAACGAAUUGAUACCUCAAAAGGCGAUACAAAUGUUAUCAUAUAUUUUGAUAGAAUAACAAGAGAUGAGAUCUGUCUGACAGUGCCGGCGCACCGAACCCAUAGGGUGGCCAACAAUAAGCCGGUUCCGGUCACUGUCUAUGACUAUUAUGAUAGACAACAAACUUCGCGUAUUUUAUACGAACCAAAACUCGUAACCGUUAGUAAUCUGACUUCAAUCCUAUUGACAUGA
Oppiella nova is the source of this 435-nucleotide messenger RNA. The record is from the annotation of a GenBank genome assembly. NCBI's taxonomy places the organism in Eukaryota, Metazoa, Arthropoda, Arachnida, Sarcoptiformes, Oppiidae.